AGGUCGCUUGAUAUUUUACCUUAGCGUUAUCCUGCAACACAGUUCAGUAAGUAGAUAUCUGUUAACGUAUAGAGGAAGGGAGAGAGAACCCAGCAAAAUAUUAAAAACAAAAACAAAUAAGCGUACUGCUUCAGGUGUGCUAUUCGUGUCACAUUAGCGUUAGCUAACCUUAAUUGUAUUGGAUUUGGUAUUGUUCAGAGUAGGCAGCAUUUUGUACAGGCUGGUGAGCCGUAGAGAAAUCGCACUCUCCACCCGUAGCGACAGUUGGGAAUGUAGCUCCAGCCGUAACCGCUUGAUUUUUAAAGGCAAGAUCGUCUUGGAUUUUCUUAACUACAGAAACCGCUUAUUUCGCCCGUAAUAAGACAGAGGCAAAAGAUCCAACAUGUCUGCGAAGGAAAGGCAGAAAGGAAAGGUGACCAAAGACAGCGUUACCUUGCUGCCUUGUUUCUAUUUUGUUGAGCUGCCAAUUCUGGCCUCCUCAGUUGUCAGCCUGUAUUUCCUGGAGUUGACGGAUGUGUUUAAACCAGUGCGCUCUGGGUACAACUGCAAUGACCGCAGUCUGAGUAUGCCCUACAUUGAACCCAGUCAUGAAGUCAUUCCAUUCCUCAUGCUGCUCAGCCUGGUAUUUGCUGGACCUGCAGCUACGAUUAUGAUUGGAGAAGGUAUUCUUUAUUGCUGCCUGUCAAGGAGAAGAAAUGGGCUUGGAACAGAAGCAAAUAUUAACGCGGCAGGAUGCAACUUCAACUCUUACAUUCGGCGAGCUGUCAGGUUUGUUGGGGUUCAUGUGUUUGGACUCUGUGCCACUGCUCUUAUCACCGAUAUUAUCCAGUUGUCAACUGGAUAUCAUGCUCCUUAUUUUCUAACUGUAUGCAAACCCAACUACACCACACUGAAUACAUCCUGUGAUGAGAGUUCAUUUAUCGUAGAGGACAUUUGCUCAGGUGUAGACUCUGCUGUUAUCACUGCUGGCAGGAAAUCCUUCCCUUCCCAACAUGCUACACUGGCAGCUUUCGCGGCUGUGUAUGUCUCUAUGUAUUUUAAUGCCACAUUGACAGACUCUUCUAAACUUCUGAAACCGCUGUUGGUUUUCUCCUUCAUCAUUUGUGCCAUUAUUUGUGGGUUGACGCGUAUCAUUCAGUAUAAGAACCACCCUAUUGAUGUCUACUGUGGCUUCCUCAUCGGUGGAGGUAUAGCUGUAUAUUUAGGACUCUACGCUGUAGGCAACUUCCAGUCUAGUGAAGAUAAUACAAGCCAACAGGCACAUCACAGAGAACCUCUGAGGUCUCUCACAGACCUCAGCCAGGACACAAGCAGACACCUACAAGGCAAGAACGGGAGCAGCAGCGAUGGUAUCUCCUCCCACCAUUCCGAGAGCAUCCUGAACCGCAACCACAGAGAGUCCAGCUCCCUCACCAACCUCAAGAGAGCCAGCGCCGACGUAGAGAUCAUAACCCCCCGCAGCCCAAUGGGCAAAGAGAAUAUGGUGACCUUCAGCAACACCCUCCCCAGGGUGAACACACCUGCUCUGGAGGAGGCUGCAAGAAGAAAUGCCUCCAUCCAUGCGUCCAUGGAUUCGGCACGGUCGAAGCAGCUGCUCUCCCAGUGGAAAAAUAAGAACGAGAGCCGCAAACUGUCCUUGCAGGUCAUGGAAACCGAAGCAGGGCAUUCUCCUCAGAGGUCCAUAGAAAUGAGGUCAAGCUCAGAGCCAGCAAGAGUAGGUGUCAACGGAGAACACCAAGGUCCAGCAGGUCAGUACUUGAAACUUGCAGCCGGCACAACCCCCUUGCCUAAUAACAGCAGCGGUAUAGCUGGCGGGGCUAGAGUGUCUAUCCAGUCACGCCCUGGUUCUUCACAACUGGUUCAUAUUCCAGAGGAAACACAGGAGAAUGUCAGCACAUCUCCCAAAACCAGUUCAGCAAGGUCAAAAUGGCUGAAGGUUGCAGAAAAGAGUGGAGCUUGCAGAACUAACAACCAGCCUAGGAUAAUGCAGGUUAUUGCUAUGUCAAAGCAACAGGGAAUGCUGCAGAGCAGUCCUAAGAGCUCAGAUGGCAGUACUGUCAGUUGCACAGGAGCAAUCAGGUACAAAACGCUGACAGACCAGGAACCUAGUAAUAUAGUCAGAGUGGAGGCUCACCCGGAAAACAACAGGCCAGUCGUUCAGCCUCCAUCAAAUGAUGGAACCGGUUCGUGGAAAUGGAAAUCACAGGAAAAAGGCAGCAUCCGUCAGUCUUACGAGCUUAACGACCUGAACAGGGACUCAGAGAGCUGCGAGUCCCUGAAAGAUGGCUACAGUUCAGCUGACAGAAAAAGAAGCAACCCAGACAGCAGCAGUGAGCACCACCAUCACCAUCAUGGGAUAACUACCAUAAGAGUGACACCAGUAGACGGGAGUGAGGCAGCCUCCGAGACUUUGUCUAUAGCCUCAAGUCGUGACUCUACACUCAGGAGGAAAGGUAACAUCAUCCUGAUUCCUGAAAGAGGCAAUAGCCCAGAAAACACCAGGAACAUCUUUUACAAAGGGACGUCACCAACACGGGCUUUCAAGGAGUGAGGUAUUCUAAUGUGUGGCCUUGUUCAGUGGAUUUACAUUGAAAGAUGUGAAUGAAGCUUGCACUUGGGUUUCUUGCUGUCAUUCAGUCGUUUUCUGUAUAGGCUAGUCCAUUGCUCGUUGCCCUAACUGGAAACGUACUGCUUUUUUCCCCAAAAUAAAAAGCUAUAUUGUGCAUGAUAUUUACAGUUUUGUAUAGACAAGAAAGCACAAAGCCCAGUGUAUAGGUAAUACAUUUGAUGUAUAUUUCAUUAUAAUCUUCAUUCUUCACAGUUUCAAAUCUGACACUCAUUCUGAUCUCUGGCUAUAUUUAAAAUGUUCCAAUUUUUUAAAAAUAAAUCACUGAUUAACUUUUACAUUCAGAAAAUCUUCUGCUUUCAGACAGAAUUCAGUUAUUUCUUACUUUACACCAUUUGCUUUCUUAAACACCACAGUGUUAUUGCUUAUUGCACUUAAAAUAAUCACCGCAGGAUGUGCUUCUAAAAGAUCUUCUUAUCAUAAAUAUUAAAACAAAUUUCUAUAUUUUUUCCAGUGUACAUAUUUGUGCUAUAAUAUGGGUGCUAUACCACCAUCUUACUCAGAUUCUGUCACAGCUGAAAUUCAUAUAAUGAAAACAAAAAAACAUUUAUUUAAACUUAUUCUCAAACACCUAUAACAGGGGAUUAUUUAAGUUUGCAUUUGCCAGUAAUUAAUGAAAGAAACUGAUGUCUCAGAUUGGUUUUUAUUUUGUGAUGAAUAUUUUGGCUUUGUGCAGAUCUUGAAUACACAAUUACAGACAUUUGCUGCCUUGGGAAUGCAGCGUUGAAACCAAUAUGUGCACAUCAUGAUUAAUUAUGAAAUUCUUAUACAAACACAACAAAGUGCUCUUUUUUGGCAACAUAAUUUACUGUAGGGAUGAGUAUCAUGGACUCUUUUGUCUUAAAGUCUGCUUAUGAAGCUGGUAAAACUACUGUUUUUAAUAUAAACAUGUUUUAGAUUGUGCUAAGUCAGUUGUAUUUUUUAUAGAAUUCACUCAGAUUUUCUUUUUUUCACCUCUAAAGAAGAAACAAUGUAAUAUUAUUUUUCUUCAAACAAACCCUUCAAAUAGCUUCCCUGGAAAACCACUCUCUCUUUUUUCUCUCUAUUUUAGCUGAAUUCCCAAAUCAUUAGCAUCACUUUGCAUCAGAGUCUAGUCAUUCUGCAUUACUAUAAGUGGAAAAGAAUGUGUAACUGUGUAAACUCUGUGCAAAAUAUAUGAUCCCUCUUAAUACUUCAUUUCUCAUCAGUAGUAUUUGUGAAGUGAAUAAAAUUCAGUCACAUACAGUAAGUACCAUAUAAAAGUAUUAAAAUUCUUAGAAAAGAUUGGUUAUUAUAAAACUGCUUUAUGGCAUUCUUCUGCUUCUUUUUACACCAUGCACAGUGAUGAGCUGUUCAUAAACAUUUAGAAGUCCAGCAGGCACUAUAGAGUAAAGUGGUGAUUUGUUAGCAGCUAAAAUAAUAAGGUGACUUUGUAUUAUGUGUGUGAGAAUCUUUUUCUUAAAUAUAGUUACAAGCAGCAUAGACUAAUGGAUAGAAGGCUCUAAGAAAACAGGGUUAAUUAUAGACCAGAUAUCACAAAUAUAAAUACAGGUAGUGAAAUUAUCUGUAUCAACAUUUUUUUCUUUUUAGUAUAAAACCCACGACUAAGUUUCAUUCUUAUUCUCUCUCACAAAUUAAUAGAAAAUAAAAGCACGAAUUCUACCAACUACAGUAUACUGUAAUUUUCAACAUUUAAAUAUCAGCAGUAUUAGAGUUUACACUAAAAUUUCACGGACAUCUUAGUGUUUUUGCUUUAAUAAUAUUUUGCUGUCAUCUAGACACCUUAAAAUAUUAAAAAUAAUCAAGGCUCAAGGAAUGUAUUCUGCUAAUUUCAAUUUAUUUGUGUUAAACUAUUGAACGUCAAAUAAAUAACCUUAUAGAAAUCUAUAAAUUCAGUUGGGAACUCUCUAUAGUAUUUUUGUGAUUAAAUAUGACAAGUAUCACUAUUAUAUCAUUAUUUUUAAUAUACUAUAUAUGUGCCAAAGGGUAACAAUAUCUUUUGUUAUUUUGUAAUAUGCCUGUAAUCUGGUAUAUUAUUUUAUUUAAGCAGUUGUAACAUCAGCAUGGUCAUUUGAUAUUUAACAGAAGGCUUUUUUGUAAAUUAUGCCAUUAUUUGGCAUUGACUUGUACCUUAAUUUUUACUUACUAUUGAAUUAAUUGCUCAAAUAUUUCAUCUUUGUACCACUGUAAAUAAAUAUUUGUAACUUGCCAAAAAAGCAAACAAACAUGUAUCUUAGCAUUAUGUAGAAAUGAUGACAUAAAAUGAAACCUUGGACAUGCAUUAUGUGAGGUGUAUGCAUUUAAAUUGGAAGAUACAUGGAAAUUUGUACAUAGUGUAGGACAAUGUUAUGCAAUGUUUUGCCAGUGAACAUCUGUAUAAUGUUAACUUCUGUUGGUCGGUAUGUGAAUCAAUCAAUGCCUUUGUAAGUAAGCACUGUAGCGUGUACAACACAAUCUUGUGAAACUCUCCAGGUUGUGAACAGGCCGUCUAGCCCUGUAUAAAGUUUAAAAUACAGCUUAUAUUUAAUUGAAGACCUGACUGGGUUUAUAAAAGAAAAUUGUGCAUUGUCUGAAUAUUGAAAUAAAUGUUUGCUACUAA
This is a messenger RNA of Lepisosteus oculatus (spotted gar), 5204 nucleotides long. It is a transcript of the gene plppr4a, whose product is annotated as phospholipid phosphatase related 4a. The record is from RefSeq and is a predicted model, not a curated record. Gene Ontology annotation, cellular component: plasma membrane. Lineage: Eukaryota; Metazoa; Chordata; Actinopteri; Semionotiformes; Lepisosteidae. Gene Ontology annotation, biological process: axonogenesis; phospholipid metabolic process; signal transduction. Gene Ontology annotation, molecular function: phosphatidate phosphatase activity.